Brachypodium distachyon (stiff brome) is the source of this 729-nucleotide messenger RNA. RefSeq lists its product as uncharacterized. Bases 162 to 695 code for a protein of 177 amino acids. NCBI's taxonomy places the organism in Eukaryota, Viridiplantae, Streptophyta, Magnoliopsida, Poales, Poaceae. The transcript has 2 exons. The record is from RefSeq and is a predicted model, not a curated record.
GCAAAAAGCAAGGAUCGAUACGGGCCUUUGGCUAUCCAAACUCCAAUCGAUUUUUCAUGUGUACGUGUGCCACUGUGUGUAUACGUGCGUGUGCUUUGCUUUCGGCCAGCAACCGAUUAAACAGAGAGCUAAGGUUAAUCCGGCAAAGCGGUCCCUAGCACAUGGGAGCUAUGUCGACGGAUGCGGGGAUGUCAGGAGCCGUGGCUGGAAGGAACUCAACACCGGCGACGUUUCCGAGGCUCGAUCGCAGCGACUACAGCAUGUGGGCGAUGAAGAUGGAGGUGGCUAUGAAAUCUCAAGAGAUCUGGGACGCAGUCGACCCCGGCGGCGACACGUACGCCAAAGGAGCGGCGAACUAUCGCAUUGAUCGCCUGGCGUUGGCGGCCAUCCAUGCGGCUGUGCCGAACGAUGUGCUACAACACCUGAAGGGGAAGAAAUCUGCGAAUGAUGCAUGGGAUACGAUCAAGACCCUGCAUCAAGGACACGAGCAUGUCCGGGAGGUGAACCUUCAAACCUUGCUGAAGACUUAUGAGAGUUUGAAGAUGGGAGAAGACGAGGCGGUCGACGCAUUCACAGCGCGUGUAACGACACUUGUUAACGGGAUCCGCGACCUAGGCGAGACACUCUCCGAGAUCUCCGUGGUCAAGCGGUUCCUACGCGCGGCAUCACCAAAGUAUAUCCAGAUUGUAACCUGAAUCGAGCAGUGUGUGUGAGAUCGAGAUAGGCAAU